UCAACGAGAAUGUCAAAACAUAAAUAAUUUAGUAGUUCCAUAUUACAAAUAAUAAAAUUUUUUAAGAACAUAAUAUUUGAGAAUGUGAUAAAAGAGGAUGGUAAAACAGUAAAAAAAAUCCUAUUGAUAGCUCAAUUCAGACACCGAGGGCUCGUCUGGUUUUUACAAAUUCUAAAUAAUAGGAAUAUAUAAAAAUAUAGAAAUAUGAUAAAAAUGCAUACACAUAUUUAUAGGAUCAUAAAAUAUAUGAAUUUUUUCUAUCGUUUCGUGCAAACCAACCAAAAUAUUGAAAUGCUUUACCCUAAAAAAAUGGAGGGAUAGAAAAUGUUUCAACAGUUUUUUUUGGUGCAUUCACUUAAAACAGAGGUUACUACUCCCUAAGCGAACGAACCCUGCAAAUGAGUAAGCAAACCAUUUGAGUAAGAGUAACGAAGGGCUUGCUUUGGUUUUACUGUGGAGGCUCACCACGACCAUUGACCUCCAGUCCCCCACCCGUUGACCAAACCCAACACAGCUGGCAGCUGCUGUUCUGCUGCUCUUCUUUGCCGGGGACUUUCGACUUUGUGCCAUCUUCCUCGAUGGCGAGUUCCCAAAUGCCAUUCUCCCAAACAACUUCGCUAUUUUGCCAAUGGACCUCACGAAAUUGUGGAUUCUAUGUCAUUUUGUUAUCGCUUUAACACCACGUCAGCUGUGCGCGCGACAUCCCGAUGGCGAAAUCUCCGUCUUACCCUUAGUGCGUGUGGAGAAAAAAUGAGCAACGUCGGCUCCUAGUUUUCCUGUCUCAUUCCACCGCCCCCUCGCAAUCUCCUCCUAUAUAAGAAUAAUACCAUAGUAGAUCAAAAUUGUAUAAAAUUUAUGGUAUAAUAUUUCUUCUUCUCUCCGUCUUCUUCAAUCACAUAUCUUUCAUCUAUAUUACUUAUUUGUGAUUGUCCAUAACCUGUUUUAAAUAAUAUAUCAUGUACUUAUAGAAUAAAUUAAAUAUUUUAGGCAUAUGAGAAUUUUUUUAGUUUAACUUGCAUGAUAUCCUUAUAGGGAUCGGACAGCAUCAACGCCGAUUAAAAAAACCUAAUUCUUUCCCUUUCCUUGUCUGAUUCCAAAAAAAUAUCAUCUUUUGUUUUUUAUCUCUUAUUUUCCUUCGACUGCCAGAUCAAAAACCGAUCAUUAUCUUUUCUUUUUUAUUCAAAUUCAUGUUCUGUCUGUUUUGGCUGUUUAAAUUGGAGUGAGCUAUCGGGGGUAGUAAUGCCAUUUGAUUGCUUGGUGCCACAUCACCUAGGUGAGGUGUUGCUGAUGUGGCAUCAAAAUAUUAGCAGAAUGGCAUAUAAUCUGCGAUUGUAUGAGGCCCAAUGGCAAACUAGUGAAGUUAUUUAGAAGGUUGGCAUUUGGGAACUCGUGAUCGAGGAAGAUGACAUAAAGUCCAAAGUCCCUCUUUACCGACGCCGUCGGUGUCCAAGAAAAGGAAGAAGAAGGAGAUGGAUCCACCGGCGGGCAGCAAGUACAGGUUUGGUCCGCAUGAGAUCGACGACAGGCAGGUGUUCCGCACCACGCCCCUCUCCUUCGCCAUCGUCAACCUCCGACCCACCCGCCCAGGACAUGUUCUUGUAUGCCCAAAGCGUAAUGUCAAAAGAUUUGCCAAUCUUACUGUUGAUGAGACUUGUGAUUUGUGGAUCACCGCUAAGGACAUUGGUGUACGUCUUGAGCAAUACCACAGAGCUUCUUCUCUCAUAUUCAUAAUUCAGGAUGGACCUCACUCUGGCCAAACAGUUCCACAUGUUCACAUUCACAUCGUUCCCAGAAGGAAAGUUGAUUUUGAGAAUAAUAAUGACAAUACUGGCAUGAUAAAUGCAAAAAACGAGACAUUUGACCUGGAUAUUGAAAGAAAAGAUAGAACAAUGGAAGUAAUGGCCCAAGAAGCCAAUGAAUAUCGUGCUCUUUUCCCCUAGAAAAUUUAUGUAUAUACUAAUUAAUUUUGUCUUUGGCAUUUGACUAUUCUCUGAAUUUUUCAAUUUUCAUACCAGAUGAUCAUACUAAUCAUGUUCUGCAUACCGAUGAUAUUUUGUUGUAACAUCUCU
Molecule: messenger RNA, 2069 nt
Organism: Oryza brachyantha (malo sina)
Lineage: Eukaryota; Viridiplantae; Streptophyta; Magnoliopsida; Poales; Poaceae
Product: bifunctional bis(5'-adenosyl)-triphosphatase/adenylylsulfatase FHIT-like
Exons: 4
Coding region: 1470-1940 (156 amino acids)
Molecular function (GO): catalytic activity
Source: RefSeq, a predicted model, not a curated record